Messenger RNA from Puntigrus tetrazona (Sumatra barb), 1949 nucleotides. It is a transcript of the gene psg4, whose product is annotated as sialoadhesin. The coding region runs from base 274 to 1872 and encodes 532 amino acids. NCBI's taxonomy places the organism in Eukaryota, Metazoa, Chordata, Actinopteri, Cypriniformes, Cyprinidae. The record is from RefSeq and is a predicted model, not a curated record. The transcript is spliced from 8 exons.
AAAAGAUGCUGAGCUUAAAUAUCACGGUAUUAAACACAGAGCAGCAAGAUAGCGCUGGGUCGAAAGAAACGGUAUAUUGCAUUCAAUUUAGUCAAAGUUUAGAUUUUUUUUGUGUGUGUGUGCAUGCUCUGUAUUCCGUGCAUCGGUCUAGGGAAGAUGUUUGAGCGUCAUGGAACAGAGCUCGGAGUUACGAAACAUGCCAGACCUUCACUUCUGACUUCCUAAAAGACUGAAGCAGAGCAGAAAGUCCCCGGCGGCGUCUGAGCGAGUCUCAUGGCUCUGGACGCUCUGAUCCGGCUCUUCAGCUUCAUGUCAGUGUGUGUGUUUGGGACGAGUCCCGGCGUCUCUCUGUCCGUCCCGGAGCGAGUGCUGGCUCUGGAGGGCUCGUGUCUGGUCAUCCCCUGCUCCUUCAGACCGGACCCUGGCUCUCCGGUGGAGGUCCGUCUGGUCCGGUCUUCCUCGCCGUUCUUCAUGAUGCUGCGGAGGCCGGUGUUCAGCUCGGAGCGCGGCGACGCUGUUCAUCCCUCCUUCAGAGACAGAGCGGCGCUCGCCGGGAACGUCAGCGCCGGAGACUGCUCGGUCAGCUUCAGCAGCGUCCGCCGGGACGACCACAACACCUACGAGCUGCAGCUCAGGGAGAGAGGUCAAAGGUCGUGGCCCGCCGGCCGCAAGGUCAACGUCAGCGUCACCGGUUCCCCGGAGCCGCCCGAGCUGUCGGACCCGGGGCCCGUGACGGAGGGCCAGCGGCUGGUGUUGAACUGCUCCGCUCGGGUCAGCUGUCCGUCCGAUCGGCCCCGUCUGAGCUGGAGCUGGAGCGGGAGCGGUGACACACACACACACACACACACAGAGCUGCAGCCGGACGCCGGUCGGUCUCCACGGAUACGCUCCAGUCUCAGCUUCACCGUCCGGCCCGGCCCUAACCCCAGAGUCCACUGUGAGCUCCAGUACCCUGACCACCGCAGAUCCUCCACCUCCCGACAGAUCCUCGUCCAGUUCGCUCCUCGAGACGUCGGGGUGCAGGUCCUGAGCUCUUCGGUGCGUCUCGGAGGAAACGCUCUGCUGCUGUGUUCCUGUAAAGCUGAUCCUCCGGUGUCUGAGUAUCAGUGGUGGAGUAACACACAGAUCCUGAAGAAACGCUCUCAGAGCGUCCGGAUCUUCAACAUCAGCCGAGACACGCUGGUCCAGUGCAGCGCCGCUAACCGCCUCGGACAGAGCUCGUCUCCUAAAACCAGACUCAACGUCCUGUACGCUCCGGUGAUCGAGUCCCGCUCGUGGUGUGUGUGGGACGGGGUGCUGCUGUCCUGCCUCUGCGCCGUGGACUCGAACCCUCGGCCGGCCGUCACCUGGAGCGUGAACGGGACGCAGCCGCCGGACGGAUUCAACACCUCCUCGUCCUACGAGAACGAGACGCUGACGGCGAGGCUCCGAGGGGUGUCUGAGGCCCCGGGGCCCGUCGAGUGUCACGCCGUCAGCGAACUCGGAAACCACUCGCUCCUGCUGCUCUCGCCGCGCCACGAUGAUCUGAUGUGGACGGUGAUCCCGAGCGCAGGGGCCGUGUCUCUUCUUCUUCUUCUUCUGCUGUGUCUGCUGCUGUGUUUCUGCCGCUGCAGGACGAGGCGGAGGAGUCGAGUCUCGAGCUGUGGACCUCCUCCAGGCGUCUAUCAGGAGCGGAUGCCGCUCUACAUUAACUGCAGUGAAGUCACAAACGUCUACAGCAACGGCAGCUACCAGCUCAUCUACCAGAACUGCACCCCGCUCUUCGUUCGCAGCAAACAGCUGUAUAAGAGACAGAGACGAGGAGCGAGACGUCAGAGAGUGAUCCCCGUCACGACAGACUCAGACACAGCCGUCUAUGUGGAGGUCAUCUGAUGAUGUGUGUGUGUGUGUGUGUGUGUGUGUGUGUGUGUGUGUGUGUGUGUGUGUGUGUGUGUGUGUGUGAGUGAGUG